AUGUGGUCUGUGCAGGCGCUGAAGGUGGGCUGCCUCCUCGCCCUGGCCCUGUUGCCGCUGCUCUGCGGCCUCCUCCCGGCGCUGCUUUUCCGCCUGCGCGGGGCCGCCGGCAACGGCGUCUCUGGGAGCGGGCGAAGCAUCCUGAGCUGCGCGGCGGGCGGAGUCUUUAUGGCCGCUUGCUUGCUGGACGUGGUGCCCAACUCGCUGGCCGAUCUUCGGGAGGAGUUCCGUCGGCAGAGCCUUUCGCUGGACUUCCCCAUGCCCGAACUCAUCCUGGCUCUGGGCAUCCUGCUGGUGCUGGUCCUGGAGCACGUGGCCUUGGACUGCAGCGAGCGGCAGGCGGCCGGGGCUUCGCCGCCCCUCUUGCGCCGCGAAGAGGCCGCCAUCGGGGAGCAGCGGGCCGGGGCCGAGGCGGCCAACACCCCCUCGCCGUCGCCCUUCCGGUCGCUGGCGCUGAUCCUCUCCCUCUCGCUGCACGCGGUGUUCGAGGGCCUGGCGCUGGGGCUGCAAGACUCGGGGAGCGGAGUCUUGCAGCUGGCGGCCGCCAUUCUCCUCCACAAAUCCGUGAUCGCCGCCGGUCUGGGCCUGCUGCUGCUCCAGAGCCGCCUCCCUUUGCCCUGGCUUGCGGCCUCCGGCGCCUGCUUCGUGCUCAUGUCCCCGCUGGGAGUGGGCCUCGGCAUGGCGGUCAGCCACAGCUCUGGCCCGGGCGGUUCCCUGGCGCGGAGCGUGCUGGAAGGGGUGGCCGCCGGGACCUUCAUGUACAUCACCUUCCUGGAGAUCUUGCCCCAGGAGCUGCGUGUUCCUUCCGGCCGCUUGCCCAAAAUCCUUGCUGUCCUCUUGGGCUUUUCUGGGAUGGCCGGGCUGCGCUUCCUGGGCUGAGGCCGUGCCCCCAGCCACCCAC
Molecule: messenger RNA, 901 nt
Organism: Candoia aspera
Lineage: Eukaryota; Metazoa; Chordata; Lepidosauria; Squamata; Candoiidae
Product: zinc transporter ZIP1-like
Exons: 3
Coding region: 1-879 (292 amino acids)
Biological process (GO): zinc ion transmembrane transport
Cellular component (GO): plasma membrane
Molecular function (GO): zinc ion transmembrane transporter activity
Source: RefSeq, a predicted model, not a curated record